UCACUUAAAUGCAGCUCCAGUAGGCUGUAUGAUACCCACCAGCAUCACUCACACUGUGACUUUGGGUUUGUAACCAUGAUCUCCAGCUUGGUCUUUCUACUUCUUUGUGGAAAUAUUGCCCUAACCCUGGGAAAUGCACAGAAAUUGCCAAAAGGUAAAAAGUCAAGCCUGAAAGUCUACAUCAAUACCACAGGUGACUCCAUUCUCAUGAAGUUUCUUCGUCCAGAUACAAACACCAAACUAGAAGGUUUUGUCUUGGGAUAUGGUAGCAAUUCACAUUCCAACCAAUACUUCCCAUUGCCUGCAGAAGGGAAGUCAUCUGAGGCGGAAGUUGAUGCAGAGCCUAAAUAUUUGAUAGUUGUGCGACCUGUACCCCCUCCAAGCCAAAAGAAAAAAUGUUCAGGUAAAUCUCGUACCCGAAAACCUCUCCAAAUGGUAGUUGGCACUUUGUCACCAAGCUCAGUCUUUCUGUCCUGGGGUUUCCUCAUCAACCCACAAUAUGAUUGGACCUUACCGACUCAGUGUCCUAAUGACAGAUUAUAUACAGUUCGCUAUCGGGAAAAAGACAAAGAAAAAAAAUGGAUUUUCCAACUCUGCCCAGCCACUGAAACAGUAGUUGAGAAUCUGAAGCCAAAUACCAUUUAUGAAUUUGGAGUGAAAGAUAAUUUAGAAGGAGGACUCUGGAGCAGGAUUUUUAAUCACAAGACUGUUAUAGGAAGAAAUGGAAAAAUUCAAAGUACCUAUGACCAGAUGCAUACAGUGCCAGCAUACAUUCCAAAGAAGAUAAUUCCCAUUACAGUUAUCAAACAAGUAAUUCAGAAUGUCACACAUCGAGCAGCAUCAAAAUCUCCAGACAAGCCUUCGGUAGGAGGAACAAUAUUAGUCCAUCUUAUCAUUCCUGGUCUGAAUGAAACCACUCUGAAAGGUCCUCCACCGGUCAUGUUGGAUAUUUCUGAAACCAUCAAGACCCCACUAGCUAAGAAUGAAACCCCGGCGUUACCUGCUGAAUCUAAAACACAAGAGGAAAAAAUGCCAACACAACCUGGACAAGUGACAAUGGAAACUGUACGAAGAACCAUUAGCCCAGCUGUGACUAGUGUCUUAGAAAUUUCAGAAGCACCUUUGGCUCAAAACAGGCUUCCAGAAUUCCCUCAAGCCAAAACGCAAUUCCCUCUGGUGAAACCUAGGGCGACAUUGGCUUCAGAUGAGAUGCAAUGGAUUGCUCGUACAGCCAAAACAUCUGAUGUUCCGAAAGUUCUGCAGCCCCACACUGCAACGUAUGACAUGCAGCCUGUUUUCUCAAGCCCUCCAACAACAGAUGAACCUGAAAUAUCCACAGCCCGAACAGCAGCAACAAGUGAUUCUACUCUGGACUCUGCUCCGUCUAAAACUUCUAGAACAAUUGAACAGCCAAGGGCAACACUGGCUCCAAAUGAAACACUGCUUCUUCCUCAAAAACCGAAAAUAUCUGCCAGUCCUGAAACACAACACACUACAUUUGCUUCCACACAAACCACAUCCAUUCCUUCUACACCUAAGCGACAACGCCCCAAGAUCAGACCAACAGGAACCAAACGUGUGAAAAGCUCAACCACUUCAGAAUCUACACCAAAGUCCAAACCAACUUCUCUUGAACUUGAGAGCCAAACAGCAAAACCGGCUCCUAAAGAGAUACUUCCUGGUCCCCCCAAACCAACAUCUCCCCCAGGCCCAGAAGUAUCACAACUAACUCCUGCCCAGGAGUCUGUUAGUAUUGAAACUUCACCAGCACCACCUUCACCACUGUCUCCGACGACAAUAGCUCCACCAAAAUCAAAACGGCCGGGUCGGCGGCGUCCUAAAACCACAUCUAGUCCCAAAGCACCCCCCACCAAACCUGCCCUGGAACCAGUUAUACUAACAACUGAAACAACAAAGACUACAAUAGCUUCCAAACCACGCGGGUCCAAACCUAAAGGUCGUAAGGCUAAAACCACACCACGUACAUCUACAGCACACACCGUAUCUGCAUAUGAACCUGUUACACACAGUACAGAGGCAUCGGUGACAACUCUGGCUUCCCAGUUGGACAAAUCACCGCCACAUGCAGGUCCCCAACUUAAAACCACACUAAGUCCAGAUGUGCCAGAGAUCAAACCUGUCGUGGAAUCUGCAACAUUCAAAACUGAUGCCAUGGUAACAAUAAUAGCCCCAGGACCAGGGACAGUUAUAACUCAUUCUCCAACAACAACAUUAGCUCAAAUGAAAACAAAGCCUCCUCAUCAAAAGCAUCCUAGACUUAAAACUACAGUGAAACCAGAGAAACCACAGACCAAAUCUGUUCCUACUACAGCUUUAGAACCUGCCACCCUUAGAACUGUGACUCCAGUAACAACAUUAGCACCCAAAGUGCCUACAAUGACACGGCGUCCUCGUCCACGCCCAGGCUCACAUCUACCCCAAACUACUACACCACGUCCUGAAGCACCUCAAACCAAACCUGCUCCCAUAGAAGUGCAAACUAAUCUUUUCCAAACAACAUCACCACGCCUAGAGAAACCACCAAUUACACCUGCUCACAAACCAAGCAAACAAAAUCGAACAAAGUCACCUUCACAUUUCAAGCUUAAAACAACUCCAACUCUACCCGUACCUCAAACCAAACCGGUUUCUAAAAUAGAACUGGAAUCCGUUACAUUUAGCACUGAGUCACCAAAGCCAACCAUAGUUCCGGCAGAAACACAUUAUGCACAUCCUAUACCUAAAACACAGAGCCCCGAUGAGCAACAAACCAAAGCUGUCCUGGAAUCUAGUACAUAUGUAUCUGAGCCUCCCACGGAAACAAUAGCUUCCGUAGAGACAACACCUCUGCCUUCCAAAACUUUAGCACUGCCCAGGCCAGAUGCACCACAGACAAAACCUGCUCCAAAACAGACAACACGUGCUCCACCCAAAAUGAAAACAACACCAAGCUCGAUCAAGCCUGCUCCGAAGGGUUCCCGACCUGUCACUUCAAAACCGAAAAUAACACCAAGACCACACGUGUUACCGACUCUACCUGCUCCCACAGAAAGACACAUCUCUUCCUCACCUCAGGCAUCCCCCAGUCCUGUUAUGUCUCCAACCACAUAUGUCCCAGAAGAAAAUGCAAUUAGAAUCAAGCAACCAAAGACAACUAUAGUCCCAACAACCAUCACACUGAGAACAGCAACAUCAACAACAAUAGCUCCCAGAAAUGUACAUAAACCAGGCCCAGAUGUCUCUCAGACCAAACCUGUCCUGGAACCUGUUACAUUUAGAAUUGAACCAUCAAAGUCAACAAUGGCUCCUACAGGGACAAAGGGCAUUCCUUUUAAGCCUAAGAUUUCACCAAGUCCAAGUCAAGACGUACUACAAACCACACCCGCAGAAACAGGUCAAUCCACUCAGCAACCAGCCACCACAAAGACUCCUCGAACACCUAAGCGAACAAGGACAACUCAGGCGCCACAUAAAGUUUACACUACUACUAUAAGGAGGAGACCUAUUAGGCCAUCUGUCAGACCAGCCAAAAAUAGGACAAUUUCAGGAACUGAUAGGCCCAAACCCAAUGGAAUUUCACAAGAAACAGGUUACACCAAGCCCAUUUCUGGAAAUGUUGAAAAGCCUCUCAGUGUCCCCAAAAAUGUUUCACUUGAUGCUACAAAAAAACCAGGUACAGAAGCUGAUAUUCAUCGCCCCACCUUGCCACCUCCUAAAUCAACACAGCCCCAAAGAAAACCUCUACCACCAAACAAUGUGACCGGCAAGCCAGGAAGUACAGGAACCAUCUUGUUACCACGAGUAACCUCCCCUCCUCCAAAGGUGACAGUUAAACCUACAGGCCCCACCAUGCCAAAGAAAAUCGAGACAGACAAAAAGCAGCCAACAGUCUCUGUUACCGGAGAAUAUGGUAACUUGACUGACUUUAGCUCAAGCCCUACAAGAGAGACAGAUUCCCUGGGGAAUCAGCGGUUUAUGGCUCCUCACGUGAAAUACAUUCCGAAGCCUGAGGAUGAGCCAUGUUCUAUCACUGAUUCGGUGAAGCGGUUCCCAAAAGAGGAGGUGUCAGACGACAGCCCCACCAGCCCCCCCCAGAAUCCUCCCACCAACCUCACUGUGGUUACAGUGGAAGGGUGCUCGUCCUUCGUCAUACUGGACUGGGAGAAACCACAGAACGACACGGUCACUGAAUAUGAAGUUAGAUCCAAAGAAAAUGGAGAACCUACUGGGAAGAAGGAAUCUGUUCAAACAACAAAUCAAACCUUCUCUACAAUAGAAAAUCUAAAACCAAACACCAGUUAUGAAUUCCAGGUGACACCCAGAAACCCUCUUGGCGAAGGCCCACCUAGCAAAACUGUGGCAUUCAGUACUGAAUCAGCGGAUCCAAGAGUGAGUGAGCCAAUUUUAGCAGGAAGAGAUGCCAUCUGGACCGAAAUACCCUUUAAAUCAGACUCUUAUUCAGAAUGCAAAGGCAAACAGUAUGUCAAGAGAACUUGGUAUAAGAAGUUUGUAGGUGUGCAGCUCUGCAAUUCUUUGCGAUACAAGAUUUACUUGAGUGAUUCACUCACAGGAAAAUUUUACAACAUAGGAGAUCAGAGAGGACAUGGAGAAGAUCAUUGCCAGUUUGUGGAUUCCUUUUUAGAUGGCCGGACUGGACAGCAACUCAGUUCUGAUCAGCUGCCCAUCAAAGAAGGCUACUUUAGAGCAGUUCGCCAAGAACCAGUCCAAUUUGGAGAAAUAGGUGGUCACACACAAAUCAACUAUGUCCAGUGGUAUGAAUGUGGAACUACAAUCCCUGGAAAAUGGUAGAUGCUUGCGGCAGUGCUGAGAGAUGCCUUCUGUUCCAUCAAGGAAAAAGCGUUGGAAAUGUUAUAGUAUUUUUCCCACUUAAACCUUCUGUUUAUUAUGUAUAGAAAUUUAAAAUGGAAUUAAUGGCAAUAUUAACUGUUAGGAUGCUUACUAUAUUUAUCAGGUUCUACAAAGUCAUUUAAAUAAAAUAAGAUAUAGGCAUUAACAGGAAUUUGGGAAGCUGGCUCCCUGCUCAUAGUAUUUUAAGAGAUACAGUUUGUAUGUUAUUUAUCACAGUGUUGUAAUAAAUGUUUUGAGGCACUUUUAUGGUAAACUUAAAGUAUAAUAUGCAUUAAUUUUAAAUAUUCACUUUUAUUGCCUGUUUAGGUAACUCUACAAACCUCUAUUCUCCCUCCCUUUAUAAUUAACUUUAACUUAUUGGAUCAAACUCUUCCUCAAUAGAGCUGAAAAUACAAUUUUCCCAAUAUUUACAUAGUCCUCAGAAGAGAAACAGUUGAAUAAGCUUUUCUGGAAGAGCUUUGACACACAAUCGGAUAUUUAGUGGAGAUAUUUGUCAAGUCUUGAGUGGAAUGUUAGGCAAGUUUCAUUUUAGCAGUUCUGCACCACCUAUGCUCAGUAGAAUUCAGAGUCCCGUUUACUUAAGAGAUUUAUUCUCUACCCAUCCACCUAUGCUGUAGUGUCUGGAUGUAUUUUUUUUCAUCAAACUUAGGAUUUCCACUAUCCCUUAAAAUAAAUGUGUCUUCAUUUAAUCUAUUAACAAGGUCAUGUCCCUAGCCAAGUUGUAAGCACUGGUUCUGAUGUUUGAGCACAAAAGAGUAGUAAAUGAACAAGGUCUAUAAUAAUGUACAGGAUAUUUGCUAUAUAUAUGUUGUAUAAAAGACAUCUAUGAAUGAAUGCAAAGGAGGAUAUUUGUUGUAAUUCUGUUUUAACUCAAACUGUAAAGAAAAUCUGGUUAAAUAAAGACUGUUCCUGGGGGAAGGGGAAUAAUUCACUGUGCUUAAUGUCUUUUAUACUGUUGCUUUUAUUCCAAAAAUGCCUCAAUUUUCCCCCUCCAAUGCUACAUACAUUUUUUAUUUUUCAAACAUUAAUGAACUCUGCAAUAAAGAGAUGUAGUUUUUUUAA
Vombatus ursinus (common wombat) is the source of this 5931-nucleotide messenger RNA. It is a transcript of the gene ABI3BP, whose product is annotated as ABI family member 3 binding protein. Lineage: Eukaryota; Metazoa; Chordata; Mammalia; Diprotodontia; Vombatidae. The transcript is spliced from 58 exons. Gene Ontology annotation, biological process: extracellular matrix organization; positive regulation of cell-substrate adhesion. The coding region runs from base 76 to 4809 and encodes 1577 amino acids. Gene Ontology annotation, molecular function: protein binding. The record is from RefSeq and is a predicted model, not a curated record.